Molecule: messenger RNA, 366 nt
Organism: Fulvia fulva
Lineage: Eukaryota; Fungi; Ascomycota; Dothideomycetes; Mycosphaerellales; Mycosphaerellaceae
Exons: 1
Coding region: 1-366 (121 amino acids)
Source: RefSeq, a predicted model, not a curated record
AUGGCUACUAAACUACCCUCCGAACCACCCACCGCAGCUAACGAUGCUUCGAUUGUGCCCUCUGCUGCGGAUAUUGUAGAUCUCUGCUACACCAACCCUGAUCACCCUUCCAAACGACUACAGUCCGGGCAAGCUUCAGCUGGCGCGUCUACGCCAUCCCUACAGGCGGACUUUGGCACGGAGGCAUCGAACACGGACUCCAGUCCACGCCCUAUAGGAGCACAGAAUCUUCGAGAAGUCGGGAAAGAGCAAGAGCAAGAGCAAGAGCCGAAGCAGGGUAUGGGUGGAAUGGAAUGGCCUGCUGUAGAGACUGUACGUGACAAUGAACAAUGGGAAAUGAGUGGACGAUGCAAAGAGACUCAAUGA